Molecule: messenger RNA, 363 nt
Organism: Strongylus vulgaris
Lineage: Eukaryota; Metazoa; Nematoda; Chromadorea; Rhabditida; Strongylidae
Source: the annotation of a GenBank genome assembly
GAUAAGGAAAGCGCGGAGAACAUGUUGUGGAAGCUGCUUUUCUGCGUUUUGCCACUGGCUUUGGCUACAUGUCCUUUCGGCUAUGUUUAUCAGCAGCAAACCAACAGAUGCUACAAAUUUGUCACUGCCAAGCAAGCUUUCUAUAUGGCUGAAGAAAGCUGUCAGGAGACGAACAGUCACUUAGUAUCCAUUUACAGCUCCGUGGAGAACACUUGGCUGUCUCAGUAUGCUGUGCAACAAGGAAUCAAGGGACCCUUCUAUACGGGAUUAAAUCGCCUCAUGAAUAGUCAGUGGUCAUGGACAGAUGGGAACUCGGUUAAUUACACGCGUUGGGCUCCAGGUUCGUUGCAAAACAUCUUCUAG